AUGGACGAUACUUCGAUACAAGGCUCUUCCCGCCUACCUAAGGCCUUCAAGAAGCGUCGUGCACAGAAUCAGUCGGACGAUACUGCGGCUUCUUCGAGAGCUGUCUCCUUGGAGCAGGCCAUUAUAGCUAACCUUCACCUAGAAGAAAGGCUUGAAGCUGAAACUCAAGGAGAAACAAUCGAGUUCUGUCUUAAGCGAAUGCUUUCAACCAAGUCAACAAUCUCCACGGCUUCGUCUUUUGCGAAGCGUCAGCAAGCAGCAGUUGGCGUUGCUGCAAACUUCCGGGAGAUCGGUACCGGCUCCAUCGGCAAAGUGUUCGAGCAUCCCGGCACCACGUUCGCCUACAAGCUGCCUCUCACGAAGCAGGAUGAUAAGUUGUGGAAUAACUACAUCAUGCACAAGCGAAUUGAGACCGCGUUCAAUUCGCUUAAGUUUUAUCCUGGACAGGUUGAAAUUCCAAGAUGUUUCUGGUUUGCCACGCCGACCUCCCACAGCUUUUGGGAGGAGAAUCUUGAACUGUUUCCAGAUAUAUCUGGAUUCCCCCGCGAGCCCAAUCACAUUCUCUUUCUGUCCGCCUCAAGGACGAGAGCAGUUGAUGAAGAGCGAGGCCAACAAGAAAGCUUAGUGCGGCCGUAUCUCGGCCGCAUCAAGUAUGGUACGGGCGGCCAGUUCUUCUCUCUGCGAAACUUCAAGCUUCACGCCAACCAGAUCAAGGACCUGGAAAUGAAGCCAGCCGACCUGUAUCUGGGGAUGGCUCAUGCUCUUGCCGUUAUGCACUGGGUCGCCAAGAUUGACGGCAACGAUGUUGAGUUCGUCAUCGGAAGUUCUCCAGUGGCGGAGCAGGUUGUUCGCACUGACUACCGUCUUGUCGAUAUAUUGGCCCUGAAGCCAAUGACCAGCACGUACGAACUUCUGACGCACAAACCCCCUGACUUUGGCCGAAGAGUCACCUCAUUGUGGAUGAUUGACUUCGAUGACUGCCAUGAUAUGACCAUGGAUGACGCGGGCAUUAACAAGGCAGUCAAGGCGUUCAUCGAGACCAAUCACUACUGUCCCCGGCCGAAUUCAGGAGACGAUUACAUCGAGACCAUGUGGAAAGAUUUCUCAAGCAUGUACUUGUCUUUCAGUAGCACCAUCAUGACGAAGCUGGGCAAGAAGAAUGAGCUGGGAAACCUUCCGGCCAAGUUCGUCAAGAGACUCGAGGUGACAUCGAUCGGACGUCAACCGUCCAACCCUGGCGCUUCUCCCCAAGCGAAGGACCGAGGAGGCACUUCCGGUUCCAGCUCUUCAGCCGGCCGCGGUGGCUCUUCCGGUGGCACUACUCCUUCUCGUGGCCGCGGCGGCAUUCAUGACAGAUUAAGAAGCACAAAGCCAGAGAUUUUCCACGGGUUGAAGUGA
Colletotrichum costaricense is the source of this 1398-nucleotide messenger RNA. RefSeq lists its product as uncharacterized. Bases 1 to 1398 code for a protein of 465 amino acids. Lineage: Eukaryota; Fungi; Ascomycota; Sordariomycetes; Glomerellales; Glomerellaceae. The transcript is spliced from 2 exons. The record is from RefSeq and is a predicted model, not a curated record.